GUUCGGCCGAGAUCGACAGUUCACCAUGCAGUGGCUCCUACCCGUUAUCCUUUGCCUGUGGGCCUUCGGUCCACUUCAGAUCGAGUCUCGCCAGAUCAGGAUCAAUCGCUACGCGGUCAGUGUACAGGAGGAUCAGGCGGUCGAGGUGAAGGCGGCUCCCUAUCCUCCGGCGGGAUUCCGGCCACAAGGUCGCGCCUUCUGGUUGCCCGGCGAAGUGGAAGUCGAGGUUCAGGAAGUGCCCGCGGAAGGUUCGGGCUGGCAGGAGGAGCAGCUGACUACCACAACCGAGCUGCCACUGGAGGAUCUGCCGACCAGCACCACGGAAUCAUCUGCAGACUGGAGCACCACCACCACUGCCUGGGACUCCCUGGACACCACCACAGCUCCUCCACUUCCAGUAGCUGAGUCCCGAUCGAGUAAGGCCCUUGAGAAGGCUCCCUAUCCACCAGCUGGCUUCCGCCCGAGUCGCGCCUUCCGCCUGCCCACCGAGCAGAAUCUGGAGGAGCCGGAGCAGAUCUCCGCCAGCAACUCGACCGACAGCAAUGCCGACCAUCCGGUCUGCGGGGUCAGCACGGAUCCCCUGAAACCCACGCCGGAGCCAGGAUCCAAGGACGAACCCGAUGCGGAGAGCGUGGUCUUCACUGCCAAUGUGGGGCCUGCGGUUCUCGUGGCCAGAGCCCCGUCCUCCAUUCCGGUGGCCAUUCCCCUGCGAUCGCAACCUCUGGUUCAGGCUCCCCGAUCCCGGGGAUUCGUUUACACCACGCACGUGGAGCAGCGGUGGUGAGAGCCCCGGUCUGAGCCUUAUUUUAAUCCUUGUUAACAGUUCAGUAUUUGUAGUUUCUGUGUGUGCAAAUAAAUGUUUUUAAUUGUUAUUUACCUUCAAGUC
Molecule: messenger RNA, 886 nt
Organism: Drosophila ficusphila
Lineage: Eukaryota; Metazoa; Arthropoda; Insecta; Diptera; Drosophilidae
Source: RefSeq, a predicted model, not a curated record